Messenger RNA from Suillus subaureus, 993 nucleotides. RefSeq lists its product as uncharacterized. NCBI's taxonomy places the organism in Eukaryota, Fungi, Basidiomycota, Agaricomycetes, Boletales, Suillaceae. The coding region runs from base 1 to 993 and encodes 330 amino acids. Gene Ontology annotation, molecular function: protein binding. The record is from RefSeq and is a predicted model, not a curated record. The transcript has 5 exons.
AUGUCGAUCCGCUGGACAUGCCUAUCGUCUCUCUCAACUAUAGCACGAUCAUCCCACUGUGCUUCUAUCGCAAACAAAGGCACCCUGCUGUUAUAUGCUGGCGAGUUCCAGCCGCGCAAGCCUGUGGAUGGAGAUGUUCACCCGGAACCCCGAGUGGGCGCGACAACAGUGUUCGAUGGCGGAAAUUUGUACAUGUGGGGCGGAAGGGGGGGCGCUGAUAUGACGCCUCUAGAUCCCAAGCAAUCAGGUAUAUGGAAGGGGCAGAUAUCACAGGAUGAGGUGGUAUGGGAGAAGCUGGAAGGUACGGGCGAUGAGCCCGUCACGAGAAGCUUCCACGCUUCCGUCAUGGCUAAUGGAAAGUUGUACAUCCAUGCGGGUUGUCCUACCUCUGGUCGCCUCUCUACUCUUCAUUCUUAUGAUCUGCAAUCCUCUCGGUGGUCUCUCUGUGCAGAUGCUCCUGAUCCCGCCCGUGGCGGGACCGCUAUCGCUUCUGUAAAAUUUCCAACGUCUUCCUCUGAUGAGGAAGUGAUCAUUCGAUUCGGCGGUUUCGCUGGGUGCCAACUCCCCACCUCAACACCACCACCCUUGGAUAUUUACACACCAAGUACCAACUCCUGGACAACCGUUGUACCGUCUGGCGAUCCGGAACAGGGAUAUCCCGGAGCGCGCUCCGUCCACGGUCUCGUCCCUCUUUCCACGUCUGAUGGUACUGGAGUCGCAUUGCUAUACCACGGCGAGUGUGAGGCAUCCAACUUGGGCCAUGCGGGUGCUGGAAAUUUCUGGGAUGAUGCUUGGGCGCUGGUGUGGCAUGAGGGCGCGCUAAGGUGGAAGAAGUUAAUUCUGGCAGGUGAUUCAACUCCGGAGGGCCGUGGCUGGAUCCCUUCAACAUCUUAUACCGCCCCUGGAGGUAAUACUCGAGUAGUUCUCUCGGGCGGUCUCCUUAGUUCGAACGAGCGCAGUGGGGAAGUGUGGAUUGGCGAUGUCCAACUCUGA